AUGUAUGUAUGUAUGUAUGUAUGUAUUGUGGUUAUACGCACGCACACCUUACCAAUACCUUAUACAGCAAUACCGUUCGCCAAUAUAUGGUUGUUUCCGUACCCUACCCACGCACCGCACCCCCCCUCUAACACCCGUCGUUGGCGUUUGUCGGCACAUCAUCUACUUGGCGGACAACGGCCGCCACGCGCCCAUGGGGGAGGGGGGGGGCUGCGAGAGAAAGGAAUACCUACCUACCUAUAUAGGUUAUAUAUAUACCUACCUAUAUAUAUGCACGUCCCUGAUCUUGCCUCUGCUCGAUUCUUGUCCGAUAAACUGGACAUGGACACAGGGGGUAACAAGGACCUAGGUAACCUACAUGUCGUCUUACGCACAUGUAGGGCUAGCUCUACCUACGUGUAUGUAUGUAUGUAUCCCCAUGCGGCCAGCCGCUCCCUUGCAGACCGCUCCAGCUUUAGCUCCAGAGCGGGAAGAUGGGAGGGCCACGUUCGUAUGGAUACAUAUUUCUCUUCUUCUUCUCCGAGGCAAGAGAAGGCGAGGCAGGUUUAAAACUCACUUAUGUAGGUACAUACAUGGCCGGGAUGGACUCGGGUAUCACGGGGUGCUGGAUAAUAGAAUAGAAUAUAAUAGAAUAGAAUAGAAUAGCCAUGCGCGUCCAUACACCGCAAAUUAACCGCGCGACAGGGACAUGGGGACGAAAUAGGUAGCACUAUCUAUUCAAUAAUGGAUAAUGAAUGAUAGAUAAUGGAUAAUGGGGAAUGCGGAUUGCAGAUUGCGGAUUGCGGAUUGCGGAAAGACCCUUUGUGUUUGUGCGUCUUUCUUCGGUUAUCUCCCGGCUCAGUGGAAUCCCGACCGUUUGACUAUUGAGAGGGGAGUGUUACC
Messenger RNA from Daldinia decipiens, 882 nucleotides. RefSeq lists its product as uncharacterized. The transcript is spliced from 4 exons. Lineage: Eukaryota; Fungi; Ascomycota; Sordariomycetes; Xylariales; Hypoxylaceae. The record is from RefSeq and is a predicted model, not a curated record. Bases 1 to 549 code for a protein of 182 amino acids.